AUGGCUGGCCAGCACGAAUCCACCAUCCUGACAAACCCCGUCAACAAGGGGUUUGCCAAGAGAGCAGAACUAAUGUCUGAGAGCAGGGCGAUAGACCUUUUAGGGCAUCUCCACACGGACCUAUUUUUUCAAGAAAAACUGCUACUAAACGGAGUGGAUUUGAAAAACAAACUAACCUGCAGCAGGGACAUCUGCUUCAUGAGCAGUGCAGGAGAUGGGACACGUUUUAAGCUCCAGAUGGAUUCAGCCUCCCUCUUUGUGAAAAAAGUGAGGGUGUCCACGGGUGUCCGACUGGCCCAUGCUGAAGCACUGAUGACCUCCACAGCAAAAUGCCCUGUGGACCUUGUCAGCAUGAAAAUGUUCAGUAUCUCAGCAGGAGCCCAUGUAAGCAAACAAGACAACUUGUUUUUGGGACAGCUUCCCAAAAUGGUGGUCAUGGCUCUGGUGGACAAUGACGCUUUCAGCAGUGGCUUCACCAAAACCCCUUUCCACUUUAAAGAUUACAACAUUAACUUUGCAACUGUAUAUGUGGACGGGGAGCAGAUCCCCCCCAAACCCUUCCAGCCCGACUUUGCCAUGGGGAACAACGUGAAAGAAUACAUGAGUUUGGUGCAAAUGGCGGAGAAGCAUCUUCAGGAUAUACCGCUCCUAAUAGAUCGUGAUGAGUUUCGGAACGGGUACACUCUGUUUGCCUUUGACCUCUCUCCCGAUCAGGAAUGUGCAGACCAUUACUCCCUGAUCAAAACUGGGAACCUGAGAGCUGAAAUACGCUUUGCAGACGCACUCUUCCAUACGGUGAAUUUGAUCAUGUACGGGGUGUUUGACAACAUUAUCGAGAUCAACCAAAACCGCAAUGUGCUCUUUGACUAUAUGUAA
Heteronotia binoei (common prickly gecko) is the source of this 876-nucleotide messenger RNA. RefSeq lists its product as uncharacterized. Gene Ontology annotation, cellular component: cytosol. Bases 1 to 876 code for a protein of 291 amino acids. NCBI's taxonomy places the organism in Eukaryota, Metazoa, Chordata, Lepidosauria, Squamata, Gekkonidae. Gene Ontology annotation, biological process: deoxyribonucleotide biosynthetic process. The record is from RefSeq and is a predicted model, not a curated record. The transcript has a single exon. Gene Ontology annotation, molecular function: ribonucleoside-diphosphate reductase activity, thioredoxin disulfide as acceptor.